CCGACACCGAUGUGCGUUUAAAAUCGUACGAAAUGUUUGCGGUUGAAUAGAAAACAUUGAGUGUUGCCGUAUUAAUUAUUAUAUUUAAAAACAAAAUGAAGGAAAAUAAUUUAAAGAAGACAAAUGAUGUUGAACUCACCGAAGAUGUAUCAUUCCGUGAUAUGAUGUUUUCGGAUCAAGUGCUCGCUGGUCUUAAAAAAUGUAAUUUCGAAAGACCAUCUCCAAUUCAAUUACGCGCCAUUCCCAUUGGACGUUGUGGACUAGAUUUAAUUAUACAGUCGAAGUCAGGUACGGGCAAAACAUUGGUCUAUUGUACAAUAAUACUUGAACGAUAUAAACCAGACAUAAAAGCACCACAAUCACUGAUUGUCGUUCCAACACGUGAAAUUGCAUUACAGAUCGAAAACUAUUUACAAUCGGUUGGAUCACAUUGUUCAGGAUUUAGUGUGGCAUGCGUAAUUGGUGGCCGUGACAUUGUUGAAGAUCGAAAACGUAUCAGUAAAUGUAAAGCAAUCGUUGGAACACCCGGCCGAAUUUUGCAUUUAAUCAAAAAUAAUUAUGUUUGUAUGAAAAAUAUUCAAACGUUUGUACUGGAUGAAGCUGAUAAAUUGGUGUCCGAACAGUUUUAUGGUGACAUCAAUAAAUUUUUGAAUGCAUUGAAUAAAAAUCGACAAAUAAUUGCGUCCAGUGCAACAUACGAGGAUAAUUUGGACAAAUUGAUUGUAUCAUUCAUGCAUAAUCCGAUUGCAGUCUCUACUUCGCGUGAUACACCAGUUUUAAUCGGUGUCAAACAAUUUAUAUUACCAGUUGGUGAAUUUGAUUUGUCACCAUCUGUUUGCAACUCAACGCCAUCGAUUCAAGAAAUGUGGCGUAAGGUAGCCGCCGUUGAAUACAUUCUCAGCAAAACAUCGUUCAAACAAUGUGUUCUUUUUUCGAAUUCACAACUUCGUGCCACAAGUUUUGCCAACUAUUUAACGCAAAACGGAUGGACUGUUGAACUAAUUUUGGGUUCACAAGAUCAAGAAAUGCGCUCGACCACAUUGGAACGAUUUCGGCAGUACAAGUGUCGAAUACUGGUCACAAGUGAUUUGAUGGCAAGAGGUGUUGACAUUGUAAAUGUCAAUCUGGUAAUAAAUUUGGACGUUCCAACUGAUUGUUCAACCUAUUUACAUCGCAUCGGACGAUGCGGCCGAUUUGGAAGACGUGGUUUGGCCAUCACUUUAUCCAGCGAUGAAGGUGAAAUGGAAAAAUUUCGUAAACUCCUUGGGACAAUCGGUGGUAGUAAUAUGAAAGUGGCCAAUUUUCCAAUUACACUGAAUGGUGUCACCAACUUUGAUGCAUGGAACUCAACCGACGAUUGUGGUUCACACAUUUUUGGUUUAGUCGAUACUAAUAAUGAAAAAACGGAAAUCGAUGUGAAUUCAAAAGAGCAACAAAAAUUAAACCACCACAUCGAAAAGGAUGCAGUUGAGAGCAAAAAUUUAAAGUUACUGGAAGUGGCAAAGCUGUUAAUUGAUCACAAUUCGAAUGAAAAUGAUGAGCUUGUAAAGAUUGAUGAAGAUUUAUUUUCAAGCUUUCAAAAUAGUAACCAUACAGAGUGCACAAAUCAAACCGAAUUUACAAUUUCUGAUGAUAUUUUCGAAGAUUUUGCACAAUUUCAAUGCAAUGGCAUCGCCAAUGAAUCGUCGGAAAUGGUCAACGAAAAGUUUGAUGACGGAGAGGUCACAGACACGAAUGCUGAACCUAUUCUGGAAUCUUUGGAACAGGAGAAGGAUGAAGAAAAUGUACCUAAUGAAAAUAGUCAUGUAAUAUCACCAUCAUUACCAAGUGACAGUAUGCCCAAGAUGACAAAAGCUCCGGAAAAACAAAAAGACAAAAAAAUUCACAAAAACCGUUCAAAUUUUGAAGAAGAAUACGGUGCCAGUUGUUAUGGAAUACCAGCUGCGAAUGAUUUUUGGAUGCAAAUCUAUUGGCAACAAAUCAACGAUAUCACGCGUCGGUCGGCGUACCCAUUAGAGUGAAAUAAAUGUAUUUUACUUUUUACUUGAAAUUAUGUAAAUAAAAACUUUAUUUAAUAAAAUUUGAUAAACAAA
Contarinia nasturtii (swede midge) is the source of this 2093-nucleotide messenger RNA. RefSeq names its product probable ATP-dependent RNA helicase DDX20. Gene Ontology annotation, cellular component: cytoplasmic stress granule. The transcript has 4 exons. Gene Ontology annotation, biological process: cytoplasmic translational initiation. The coding region runs from base 96 to 2021 and encodes 641 amino acids. Gene Ontology annotation, molecular function: ATP binding; translation initiation factor activity; RNA helicase activity. Lineage: Eukaryota; Metazoa; Arthropoda; Insecta; Diptera; Cecidomyiidae. The record is from RefSeq and is a predicted model, not a curated record.